AUGGAGGACUUUGGCCAGCGCGUGGACCUCACGGCGCGCAUUCGAGAGGUCCUGCUGAACUACCCAGAGGGCACAUCCAUCCUCAAGGAGCUCUGUCAAAAUGCAGAUGAUGCCAAGGCGACGCGCAUUGCGUUUGUCAACGACCACCGCAGCUUCGCAACAGACGACCUGCUGGGUGAUGGGCUCAUGGGAUUCCAGGGCCCGGCGUUGCUGGCAUUCAACGACGCCAUCUUCACAGAGCGCGACUUUGAGAGCAUCAGCCGCGUCGGCGACAGCAAGAAGCGCGGCGUUGCCGGCAAGACAGGGCGAUUCGGGGUGGGUUUCAACGCGGUCUACCAUGUGACAGAUCUGCCCAGCUUUGUCAGCGACCGGUACCUGGUCUUGUUUGACCCCUCCUGCAAGCACGUCCCGGCUAUCACCGCCGCGAACCCUGGCAAGCGCCUCGACUUCACGCGCCACGGCGUCCCGGCCGGCACCGCCGCGCCUUUUUCAGGCGCGUUUGGCGCUGACCUGUCGCGCGCGGCGCCCUAUGAGGGCACUCUGUUCCGUCUGCCGCUGCGGACAGCUGAGCAGGCGGCCGAGAGCAGCAUCAGCCGGCAGGUGUACGACCCCCGAAAGGUGGCAGCGAUGCUGGAGGCGCUGCGCGCCGAGGCGCACCUGGUCCUGCUCUUCCUCAAGUCUGUGCGGCGGAUUGACGUGCUGGAGUGGCGAGAGGGCGAGGCCGCGCCGACGCCGCUCUUCUCUUGCCAGGCGGUGCCGCCCUCUGCGGCGCCGGCGCUGCUGCAAGACACGGCAAGUGCGGCCGCUGCGGCUGCGGCCGCCAGCAGUGGCGGUGGCGAGGGCGGCGGCGUCUUGGCGGCGCAGCAGGGGUCUGGCGAUGGUGCAGCAGAAUGGGGGCGGCUGGCGCGGGAGCGGGCACUGUUCCUGCAUGCGGCGGUGGCGCCCGAGGCGGAGCAGGCCCGCGGUGGCGGCGAGGCUGCCAAGCUCGCAGCCGAGCUGUCGCGCACAUUGCAGACACACCUCACGCCCUGGGCUGCCGUGGCCGCUGAGCUGCCGCCCGAGGGGACCGGCAGGUGGGACGCCUCAGCCUCAAGCGCGGCCGGCCGCGCGUUCUGCUUCCUGCCCCUGCCUGUGGCCACAGGGCUGCCGGUCGCCGUCAACGGCUACUUCGAGCUGUCCAGCAACCGCCGAGACGUGUGGCAUGGGGAGGACAUGGCCGGCGCCGGCGCGGCACGCGCGCGGUGGAACGAGGCCCUGCUGCGGCUUGUCGCUGCUCCAGCGUACGCGUCGCUGCUCGCUGCGGUGGCGCAAAAGCUGGGGCCUGGCGCAGCCUAUAACGCUCUGUGGCCGUCAUUCGACGCAGCGGCGCCCUGGCAGGCGGUUGUGUUGGAACUGUCGCGCCUCGCGGCGCGGCGGCCGCUGGUGUGGAGCCGCGCAGCGGGCGCGGGGCGGUGGAUGGCGCCGGCCGACUGCGUGUUCCCGUCCAAGCAUCAGCUUGAGCAGCAGCAGCGGGAGCAGCAGCCACGAGAUGGCCAGCCGCCGGGGCAGGGCGGACACCUGGAGGAGGGGCUGCUGGCGCUGGGGGUGCCGCUGCCAGAUCUGCCCGCGGGCGCGGUCGAGACGCUGCGGCGGCACAUGGGCGUCAACCUGCAGCAAGCCACGCCCGCCGCCGCCCGCCGCGCAGCGGCAGCGCAUCCCAAGCGCUGCGAAGCGCUUGUGCGCGCGACGCAAGUCGCGCCCCUGCUGCGCUUCUGCCUCUCGGACCUGGACCUCUCCGCCCCUGCAGGCGUCGAGGCGCUCUUCGGCGUGCGGCUGCUGCCGCUGGCUGACGGCGCGUCCAUGGCAGGGGUGGGCCCCGCAGGGGACACGGGACGCGGCAGCAGCGUGUACGUGGUGUCAGAACAGCUGGAGCUGGCGCUGGUUGGUUCUCAGGGCGCCCUGCUGCUGGACCACACCUUGGUGGGCCCUGAAUCCACGUCGCAGCUGUCCCUGGCAGCCAGCCAGCGGCGCAGCACCCUGCGGCUCCUCGACGCCGCCGCGCUGGCGGAGGACUUCCUCCCGGCGGUCCUGCCGGCACGCUGGCGCGGCGCAGGCGGAGCGUACGCACCUGUUGCGAUUGACGCCACUGGGGCUGACGGCAAGGCUGCCGGAGCCGCAACCAACGACGCCCCGCUUGUCAAUUGGGAGUGGGUCCAGGCGCUCUGGCAGUGGCUGGCCCAGCCGGCCCAUCGCCCUGACUGGCCGGUCGUCGCCCGCAGCGGCUGGCCAGUCCUGCCCACUGCCGGCGGCCGUCUCGUGCCCCUCGCGCCCGACCCGUCGAGCGCGGCGGCCGUCUUGCCAGGCGGGGACUGGCCAGAGGGGCUGCAGGCGGUCCUUGUACGGCUGGGGGUGGCGGUUGUUGACACAGCAUCCUUUGAGCUGCCGGUCGACGCCCUGGUCUCUGCUGGGCUUGCUCACCCAGGCAGCGGCGCCGGCGUCGCACUCGCACUGGCCGCGGCGCUGGGCGGCGGCCGCCACCUUGAGACCCGCACGGUGGAGGAGCUGGGCGCAGCAGAGCGGCGGCUGCUGAGAAGCUACCUGCUGCAGCCGGUCUGGUUCCAGGCGCGUGGUGGCGUCGGCGGCAGCGCUGCAUGCGGCGAUGCUGCGGCGGCCGCUGUGGCAGCACUGGCAGGGAUCGUGCGGCAGCUGCCGCUGUUUGAGCUCGCAAACGACGGCAGCUUCCUAGCAGGGCCUGCAGCAGAUGAUGAGCAGUCACAAGAUGAGCAGCAAGCGGAAACUUCCAACCAUGGAGAUGGGGUGCCCAGGGAGCAAGGGUCGGCCGAUGCAGGGGGCUCAGCAAAUUUUGUCCCGCUUCAGGAGGGUUGCGCCCUGGCGCCGCAAGGUGUCUUGUGGGCCGCCCUGGACGAGCGAUUCAUCAAUCCUUCAAACAGCAGUGCCCAGGCCGCCGUCCUCUCUGCUUUGUCGGUCCCCACGCCCACCGCGCCGGAAGUGUACCGCUCCUGCGUGCUGCCAAGGCUCGCUGAGCUGGCCGCGCCGCUGCGGGAUGCCGCGGUGGGGCUGCUGCUGCGGUCGCUGGCGGCGCUGGAGGCGCAGGAUCCGGCGUUCAUUCGGGAGCUGAGAGGGGUGGCCUUCGUGCCCAACGGGGCCGGCGCACUGCGGGCGCCGAGCGCGCUGCACGACCCGCGCGUGCCGGAGCUUCUGGCGCUGCUGGACCCCGAGGCGGCCUUCCCCGCACCAGAGCUCUCGUCUGACGCGGGCCCGCUGGCCGCGCUGCAGCGGCUCGGGCUGCGUACAACAGCCGACCUGGAGGCCCUGGUGGGGGCCGCCCGCUACAUCGAGGCAACAGCCGCCAAGCCGGGCGGCGACGACGAGGCGCUUGCGCGCGGCCGGGCCCUGCUGGCCUAUUUGGACGCCGAGGCGCCGCGCCUGUCCGGGCAGCAGAGCACCAGCCAGCUCGCCGUCACAGCAGCGGCCGCUGCCGCCGCUGCCGCCGCUGAGGCCCGAGAGCGCGUCGGCCAGGCGGGCGCGAGGCACGACGCAAACGGCGGUGACGGCGGCGACGGCUCGGGGCUUCCUCCGCGCCUGCCGGCGGCGGCGGCCCCAAAGAAGCGCAGGGGCUUGUUCGCUUCGGUGCAGAAGCUGUUUGCCUCAGAGCCCAGCAGCCCCAAGGCCAUAGACAGGGAGACGCGGCGCAUGCGCGAGCCGCAGCUGCAACAGCACCAGCAGUUGUCGCGGGCCUCGUCAUUCUCAAGCACCAGCCAGGCUCAGUCAGAGGAGGAGGCCGGGACCGCGGAGCAGCGGCAACAAGGAGGCGCUGCGCGAUCGUCGGACAGCGCCCAGCUGUGGGCCGACCUGGCGCGGGUCCGCUGGUGCCCGGUCUUGCGGCAGCCGCCGGCCCCCGGCCUCCCCUGGCCGACGGCCGCGGGCCCUGCUGCCGGCUCGGGCGCUGCGGGGCAGGACGCGCCGCUCGCUGCGCCGGUGACGUGCCGGCCGGCGUCCGACGCGUGGCUGGCGUCUGCGUCCUGCGGGCUGGUGGACGGCGCGCCCCGCUCGCCUGCGCUGCUGGCGCGGCUCGGGUGGUCGCGGCCACUCCCGGGCGCGCUGCUGGGCGCACAGCUGGCGGCGCUGGGGGCGCUCCACUCGAGCCCUGUGGGCGCGGACACCGCGCGCGUGCUGGCUGAGCAGGUUCCGCGCCUGUACCGCGCCCUCAUGGCGGCUGGCGGCGACGAGGUGGCAGCCGCGGCGGCCGUGGUGGCGGGGCGGCCCUGCAUAUGGGUGGGGGCGCUCUUUGUCCCCGCCGACCGCGUGGCAUUCAAGGGCUCUCUGGAUCUGUCCCCCCAUCUGUACGUGACACCCGGGGACCUGGCGCCCUUCAGGGACCUCCUCUCAGCCCUCGGCGCCCACGAGGCCUUCAGUGCACCGCAGUACGCGGCGCUACUCGCGCGCCUAGCAGCUGAGGCAGCUGGGCGCCCUCUUGAUGCCCAGCAGCUCGCGCAGGCGCUGGCCGUGGCGGCCUCGCUGGCGGACCUGCUGGGGGCGUCCGGCGCUGGCGCGACGCAGGGCGGCGGCGCCAAAGGGGCCGGCGGCGGCGGCGGCGCAGCGGCGGCUGUGGCGCUGCAGGAGGGGCUGGUGCUGCCGGACGCGAGGGGGGUGCUGCGGCCGGCCGUGGAGCUGUCGUACAACGACGCGCCGUGGCUGGACGACGCCCCCGGGGCCGCCGGCGCCGACAUUGCAGAGCUGCACCCCCGUAUCUCCGCCCCUGUCGCCGAGGCCCUGGGCGUCGCCAGCCGCCGCCGCCUGCUGCUGGCCGCGUCGGCCGACAGCCUCGCGCUGGGCCUCGCCGGCGCGGGCGGCGCGGUCGAGGCCUUUGGGCAGAGCGAGGCGCUGACGACGCGGCUCAGGCACAUCAUAGCCGACUACCCAGAGGGCCCCUCUGUCUGCCUCGAGCUGGUUCAGAAUGCGGACGACGCCGGCGCCAGCUGCGUCAAGUUCUGCCUGGACCUCACGCAGCACGGCACGGCCAGCACGCUGAGCCCUAAGAUGGCGGUGUGGCAGGGGCCGGCGCUGCUGGCGUACAAUGACGCCCUCUUCAGCCCUGGGGACUUUGCGGCCAUUGCACGUAUCGGGCAGGACGGGAAGAUGGGGCAGCCGGCCGCCAUUGGCCGAUUCGGCGUCGGUUUCAACGCUGUGUAUCACCUGGUGGGAGCUGACGCCAAGCACCUCCCGGGCGCCAGCGCCUCCCAGCCGGGCCUGCGCAUCAGCCUCGCCAACGCGCGCGUGCUGCGCCAGUUCCCCGACGCCGUCGCGCCCUACAGACGCUUUGGCUGCUCGAUGGAGGGCCCGUUCCAGGGCACCAUGUUCCGCCUACCGCUGCGCACCAGUGCCGCGGCCGCCGCCUCGGACAUCAAGCCCUCCCCCUGCCCCCCCGAGGAGGCCUGGGCGCUGCUGGGUGCGCUAGCGCGGGAGCUGCCCCGCGCGCUGCUGUUCCUCAAGACCGUCCGCUCUGUGGAGAUCUCGGUGAUCUCCCCGGAAGACGAGCAGGCGGAGGGGAGCGAGCCACGCCUGAUCAUGCGGGCGACCAUUGAGUCGCCGCAGCAUCUGCAGGCACCAAUCGUGCAGUUCGUCGCCGGCGGCGGUGGCGGCACCGGGCAGCAGCAGCUCGCGGCCUUCUUCCAGCGACUGGGCGCGGCGCCUUCCGAGCAGCUGCCCGCCGCGGCUGGGCGUGUGCGGCUGGCGCGCGAGUGGGGCGACGCGGCGCUGCGCGCGCGCAUGCUGGAGGCCGCCGCGGCGGGUGAGCGCCGGCGGGCGGGGGCGGGCGGCGCCAACCAAGCGCGAGAGCAGGAGCAGGGGCGGCAGCAAUCGACCGGCACCAGCACGAGUGCAGCGCUGUCGGCUGGCCCGGACGAGGAGCAGUUCCUGGUGCUCAACGCACUGGGCGCCGGCGCGGCGCGCGCCGCGGCGCUGGCGGCCUGGAAGGAGAGCGGGCGCAAAUUCAUCCCCUGGGUCGGCAUCGGCGCGCCGCUCGGCGGCGGCGACGAGGGCGACGCCCGCGACGCGGCCGGCGGCGCCCGCGCCAGGGCGGCGCCCGUGGGCGAGGCCGCGGGCCGUGCGUUCUGCUUCCUGCCCCUGCCCGUGGCCACGGGGCUGCCUGUCGCCGUCAACGGCUACUUCGAGCUGUCCAGCAACCGCCGAGACGUGUGGCACGGGGAGGACAUGGCCGGCGCCGGCGCAGCGCGCGCGCGGUGGAAUGAGGCGCUGCUGUCCGACGCGGUGGCGCCAGCAUACCUGCAGCUGCUGUCCGCCGCCGCGCGCGAGCUCGGGCCCUCGCCCGCGCUGUGGGCCAUGUUCCCCGGCGCCGACGCGCCCGAGCCGUGGGCGGCGGUGUCACGCGCGCUGUACCGGCUUCUCACGCGCCGCCCGCUGCUCUGGUGCCCCGCGCCGGCGCCCAAGGGCGCGUGGCUAGCGCCGACGGCGGCGCUGCUGCCGGACGCGGCGGCGCUCGCGGAUGGGCGGCUGCGGGGGCUGAUGCUGGCGGUCGGGGUGCCCCUGGUGGAGGGGCUGGGGAGGGAGGCACGCGAGUGCCUGCUGCAGUGGACACCCGGCGCCCGACAGGUGACGCCAGGCGCAGUGCGAGCGAGGCUGCGAUCGCUCGGCGAUGCGGCCUUGGCCGCCCUCGCGCCUGAUGACGCUGCUGGCCAGCCGGACACUGAGCCUGCCCCUGUGCGUUUGGAUGCCGGCGACGCGGACCCCGCGGCCGCGCCGACACACGAGGAAGGGCCGGAGGGCCAUGCGGCGGCGGAGGGUGGCGCACACCAAGGGCAAGAGCAGCAGCAGCAGCAGCAGCAGCAGCAGCAGCAGCAGCAGCAGCAGCAGCAGGCGCACAAGGUGCCUCCCCCUGCGGCGGUGUUGCUGGAGUAUUGCCUAGCCGACAUGGACCUCGACGGCAGGGGCGCCCCCCUGGCUGCAGCGGCCGGCGCAGCACCGGACCGUCCAGACGCGCCCCUCACGCCCGCCGCCGCCGCGCUGCGCGCCGCCGCCGCCACGCUUGGCGCGGACGCGCCGCUGCUCGGUGGCACGGCGGUGGUGCGCGAGCUGCGGGGCCUGCCGCUGCUGCCGACGGCCGAUGGGGGCCUGCGCACGAUCCAGGCGCGCCGCGACGGGCCCCUCGGCCAGCCCGGCGGCGGCGCCUUUGAGAGCCGGGCGGUUCGUGGCUCCGAGGGUGGCGAGGCCGGGGAGGCGGCGCGCGCCCUGUUUGUGCCGGCGGACGAGGAGGAGCGCGCGCUGCUGUCGGCGCUGCGCCACAGGGUCGUCGCGCCUGGCCUCGGCGCGCCGCUGACCGCGCGCCUGCUCGCGCUGGCCGACCUGGGGGCCACCAACGUGCGGCGCGUCGACGGCGCCGCGCUCGGCGCGCUGCUGCUGCCCGAGCUGCUCCCGCGGGAGUGGCGCGGCCGGCGGCGCGUGGGGCCGGACGAGGUCGCGGCCGCCGCGGCCACGUUCCCCGGGGGUGCGGCGGCCUGGGAAGCGUGGCUGGCGCGGCUGUGGCGGUGGCUGGCGGGGCGCGGGAGAGGAGAGGCGGGCGCGCCGGGCGGCUGGCCGCUGCUGCCGCUGGUCGGCGGGGGGCUCGCCGCCGCGGAGUCCCCGCCGCAGGUCUUGCGUGGCGCCCAGGGCUGGCACGAGCACCUCGCCUCAGCCCUGGAUCGCAUGGGCUGCUCGCUCCUAGACGAGGCCGCCCUCCUCGCCGCGGGCGCCGGUGUCGCGUCCUGCCCCGCCGUCAAGCUCGCCACGCAGCCCGGCACCGCCGGCGGCGUGCUCGACGCCAUUGGCGCGGCCGCCCGCGCGGCCAGCGGCGCCGAGGGCGGCGGCGGGGUGGCGGCUGGGGGUUCGGCCGGCGGCGCCCCCGUGCCUGCCGCGUGGCGGGCGCGGCUGGCGGGGCUUGCGCCGGCGGAGCGGCGGCAGCUGCGCAGCUUCCUGCUGCAGGGGCGGUGGUUUGGCGGCGCGGGGGGCGGCGCGGCGGCAUCUGCGCCGCCGCUGACGCCGGAUCAGCUGUCGGUGCUGCGGAAACUCCCUGUAUACGAGGCCUACCCCGCCCUCCCCCACGAGAGGGCCCAACAGCAGCUGCAGCAGCCCAUGUCGCCAGUGUCGCCUGCGCGGCAGCAACGGCAGGCUCCGGCGCGGGAGCCAACCGCCGGGCUGGGCGGCUCGGGCAACGAGGAGGACUCCACAGCGCCGUCGCAGGCGGAGCCAGAGACAGCCCCUGACGCGUCGCAAGCGGCGGCCACGUCGGGCCGCCCAGUGGCGGCCGCCGUGCGCUUCAUGUCGCUCGUCGCCGCCGUGCAGCAGGGCUGCGCACUCGCCCCUGCCGCCGUGCCAGCGGAGCUGCUCGGCUGCCGCGUCCUCCGGGCGGACGGCGGCGGCGAGGAGGGCGUGCUGGAGCAACACCUGGGCGUCCCGCGCCUGCGGCUGUCUGCGUUCCUGCGGGACCACGUCGCGCCGGCCGCGGGGGCGCUGGACGGCGCCGCGCUGGCGGAGGCGCUGGCGGGCGCCGACCCGGACCUGGCGGGGGUCUUGAGCACGCACGCCCUGAUCCCGGCGCGCGCCGGCCCCCCACGGCCGCCGUCCCAGCUGUUCGACCCGGGCAGCGGCGACCUGGCGCUGUUGUUCGACGCGUCGCGCUUCCCCGCGGCGCCGUUCGACUCGGGGCCCCUGCUGGCGGCGCUGGCGCCGCUGGGGCUCAGGCGGGGCGUUGACCUGCCGGUGCUGGCGGAGGCCGCCGAGGCCCUGGCGGCCGGCGGCGAGGCCGCGCCCGGCGCCUCGCCUCGCGCGCACGCGCUGCUGCGGCGCCUGGACGCGUGGGCGGAGCGCGGGAAGUCGCGCCAUGUGCCCGAGUCGGAGGAGGCGAUCUGGUCAGCGCUGCAGCACGUUGCCUGGUGCCCUGUGCUCGUCUCGCCGCCAGAGCCCGGCCUGCCCUGGCCGCACCAGCCGCCGCCAACCCAGGAGCAGCGGGAGGGGGCUGCAGCAGCGGACGGCAGCGACAGUGGGGCGGCAGACCGCAGCGGCAGCGCCAGCGGCGCCGCCGCCGGCACGCAGCCGCUGGCGCUCGCGCCGCCGCGGAUGGCUCGGCCUGCCGGCGAAGCCUGGGUCGCGUCCGCCCCCCUCCGCCUCUGUGCCGGCCCUGCCGGCGCGCCGCUUUGCCGGCUGCUCGGCUGGGCACGGCCGCUGCCGGCGCCCAUGGCGGUCGCCCAGCUUGUCGAGCUCGCACGCAUGUACCCCGCGACAGCCGAGUGGCCCACAGACGCCCCGGCAGCUGCCAAGAAGCUGGCGGAGGCUGCGUUGCGCCUGUACGCCGCCUUGGGGGACGCCCUUGCUGACCCCUUGCAGCGGGAGAACCUGGAGCUGUCUCUGAGGUCGGCCCCUGUGGUGUGGGUCGGCACCGGCUUCGCAGACGGCGACGCGGCGGCCCUCGCGCCGGGUGGGACGGGCGCGGGCGCGCCAGGGCUGCUGUUCGAGGUGCCGCCGGGGGUUGCGGCGGAGCACGACGCCGUGCUGCGGCUGGCGGGCGCGCGGGACAGGCGCCUGCGAACAGCCUAA
Messenger RNA from Monoraphidium neglectum, 9588 nucleotides. Its product is annotated as Sacsin. Bases 1 to 9588 code for a protein of 3195 amino acids. Gene Ontology annotation, molecular function: Hsp70 protein binding. The transcript has 30 exons. NCBI's taxonomy places the organism in Eukaryota, Viridiplantae, Chlorophyta, Chlorophyceae, Sphaeropleales, Selenastraceae. The record is from RefSeq and is a predicted model, not a curated record.